Chelmon rostratus (copperband butterflyfish) is the source of this 3195-nucleotide messenger RNA. It is a transcript of the gene faap100, whose product is annotated as FA core complex associated protein 100. NCBI's taxonomy places the organism in Eukaryota, Metazoa, Chordata, Actinopteri, Chaetodontiformes, Chaetodontidae. Gene Ontology annotation, cellular component: nucleoplasm; Fanconi anaemia nuclear complex. The coding region runs from base 113 to 2689 and encodes 858 amino acids. The transcript has 8 exons. The record is from RefSeq and is a predicted model, not a curated record. Gene Ontology annotation, biological process: interstrand cross-link repair.
CCUCGUCCAGUUUAUCUCAUCCUGUAACUCUUGUUGUCCCUCAGUCAGCUAACAGUGCACCUAAUGUAGAGAAUGCAGAGAGGUUAGUUUCUUCUUUGUUGGUGUUGUGGCUAUGGAAGGACGGUGCACUGUUGAUACUUGGGCAGAGUUUGGCUCUUCUGGAACAUCAUGCACACAGAAGGUGAAGUUUGGUGUUGGGACAGAAGUGUUCCUCUGCAUUGGCAGCAACGAGGUCUAUGUCUUCAGUAGUCAAGAGAGAAAACUCACGGUUGUAAUUCAGUUUCCUGGCCCUGUGAGUGACCUGGCCGAGAGUCAUGAUAAGCAGCUCCUCUUUGUGGCCUGUAGGACCGGAGUUUACUGUGUCACUUUACAGUCUCUGCUAUCCAGAGCUCAAAGCUCCCCAGCUGACGCGUCCUCCAGUCCAGCCGAGCUGAAAAUCUCCGCUGAGUUUCUGGUUGUUCCAGAAGAGGGAGUGUUGUCGCUGCUCCUCGUCGGCCCUGUGCUCCUGACUCUUUCCCAGAGAGAUGCAUCCUGGAAGUUGACUCUGUACAACUCUCCAAAACAGUCAGCGUGCAGCAACUGUGAGAUGCUCACUUCAUUUAGUCUGCCGUUGGUCGCGUGUGUUGUACACCGUGACACUGACGUAAAGACGGGAUGGAGAGGGAGGCCUGUGCUGAUUUGUGUGCUUUCUAGCGAUACAACACCACCAUCUUCCUCCUCCACUUCACUGUUAACUGACGGCCACUUCCGUCUGGAGCCGGUCCUCUUCAAACUUCUGUUUGGGAUCGACGCAGCCCUCGCCAAAUCACCGGUUAUCCUUUGUGGCCUGCCAGAUGGGCGCCUGUGUUUCCUCCCUCUGCGUCUCCCAGGAUCACGGCUCCGAGUCCUUCACAGCCUGGAGCAGCCUGUCGUAUUCGUCGGAGCAUCUGUUGUCACAGAAACGGGUCCGGGACAUGCGCAGUGUUUGGUGGCAGUGGGUGAACUGGGCAGAGUGGUGCUGAUCAAAACAGAAAAGGGAGGGCCAGAGGGAGCGGGCAACAUAGCUGCUUUUAUUGAGAGGUGUGUGCCGGGGCCUGUGAUGUGUGGCUGUGUGGAUAAAAACUGUCUUUACUACAGCACUGGGUCAGACCUGCUGGUGCUGGAUCUAGAGGGAUCAGCUGGGAGAGAAGGCCAAGAAAGGGAUGUGGAGACAUCCAGGAACACGGAGUGUGCCCUCCAAAGCCCCACCAGUUUAAAUGUGUGUAGAGUCAUCGCCUUGGCUGAGCCUACGUGCAACAGUGCAGGUGUAGUUCAGCUGCUGGGGCUGACUGUCAGAGGACAGCUCCAGUGGAUUAGCUUACCAGUGCGCAGAGAGGACACAAAAUUGUCCAAGGUGCCCUCCACACAGGUGGGCCGCAGCGUCAGAGACGUCCUGUCUGCGAUCGGGGAUGUUUGUGAAAGAGCAUCAACACUGAAAACUGCCAUCAAAUCCAAAAACCAAAUUCUGACACACUUGAAUCAGGUGAUCAACAUCAGCUUCCUGCUGAUAAGCAGUACAGAAAGUGAGGAGAAGUCAAUCAGAUGUCGUGCUGUGACUGAGUGGAGCAGAUUGCUUCAAAAAGACUCCCUGAACCUGACAUGCGUCCUGGAUAAUUCAAGUCCUUUCGUUUUGGAACGAGGCUGGACACUGAGCGUCACUGUGUUUCCUCUGUGCUGUUCUCCCAGUGCAGGAGGAGAAAGCUCCUCCGUGAAUUUUUCAUUCCCAUUCCAGAACCUCCAUGCAGGAGAGACGCUGCAAGUGUCACUGCCCCUUGCACCUGCAGGCGAUGCAUCCUUCCCCAUGACAGUGAGCUGCUCGCUCGUCUUCUCGCUCUCAAGCCUCCUGGGACGGGAGGCGGCAGGCCUUCUUGAUUCGCACAGUAGCUGCAUCAGUUUGCCCUUGAACGCGCUGACAGUGGAUUGGUUGCAUGCCCUGCGGGUGGACAGUCCCGUAACCAUCCAUAAAAUGGCUGCAUCUCAAUCCAGCAGCGCUGCAGUGGACACCAUCCAAGCUUGUUUAAGCUCACGCCGGAUUAGGCGGGAGGGUGGAGGACAGAGCGCCUCAGAGCCUGAGCGAGAGCAGCAGCAUUCAGCAAGCGUGCGGGUGUCCUCAGAUUUACUGAGAGAUACCCUGGUGUUGAAAAGCUCAGGUCUGGACCCUCAGGGACCAAAUGUGGCCCCUAAAAAUGUGUGCCUUUCUCUACUGGAAUGGCUGUUGUCUGAAGGUCCUGGAGGAGUGCGGACGGGACACCAAGGAGCCAAGAUCAGCAGCUCAGUGGUCCAUGCUCGAUGUCCAGAAGGACACAUAAUCAAACUGACUGCGAAAGAGGUCAGUGCGGGGGAGGAGAUCGUGGGGGAGGAGGAGUCCCCGACCACAGUGGAGGUUCAGGUUGAGAGCUCAUCUAUAGCAGCAGUGUGUGGACUGCAUCAUGCUGUGCUGCGCCGGGUGCAGAUUCUGUUGCAGAGGGCUCCUGAGAGGGCUGCUUCCACAAAGAGGCUCCAGAGUUCAUCUUUAAGACAGGCGCUGCAGCGGGCCGAGCACCUGUUGCAGCAGAUCCAGCAAAGCCGAGUGUCGGGGGCCUUCGGCGUAGGAGCCUCCGCGGGGCCGAUGACCCGAUCUCUGCUCGGGGUUUACAGAGAACUCAGAGAAAAUCCUCUCCUUAUAAUUUAAACGCUUCUUAUCCGCCGAGCCUAUGCAGCUGCCCUCGGCCUUCAGUGUUAUGUAACCUGCCUUUGCAGCUGAUUGGAAGUGACGUCCACAGUCUUUUGUAAAUGUAACCAUUGUUACCAAGCAUGGUUAUUCUCAUUUGACUCAUUAUUUUCCAUGAUUAUUUUGCUUAUUAUUCGUACUCCACAGCUCAGUAUCUAAUAGUAAUGGCCACCCACGUUGUUUUUUGUGAUUCGUGUGCUCCAGCUCAACUUUUUUAAACCAUUGCAUGUUGCACAAGGUGACCAGAGAGCUCAGGUGGAGUAAAAGUAUCUGCAAUUACAGUGCAAAUGGAAAAACUCUUAAAGCUGGGUGAAGGUCCUCCGGUUCACGGCCUCCUGAUGCUUGUGUAGGUGUAACAGUGACGUCAUGCACACGGCACUGGAGAGAAGUGCACUCAUUUACACACAACUGGCAGGUUGCAGGCUAUCGAUUAUGAACAACCAACAAAUAAAAAAGUGAGAAAUGAA